ACACCAAGCUGCUUCCCUAUUGCAGUCAGUCUUCAGGCUGGUGCAGGUCAAUGAUUUAGUUUCUGGUGUCCUUCGACAGCUCUUUGGUGGAGUUUGGAGUGUUUGAGGUUGUGGACAGUUGUCUUUUAUAUAGAUAACAGUUCAAACAGGUGCCAUUCAUACAGGUAACAAGUGGAGGACAGAGAUUAAUUCAUAAUUGUCUAAGUUGAUUCACUUUGAUUGGAUUAACAACUUGCCUCAGACAGAUCGAUCUGAUUGGAUUGAAUCAUUUAAUCGUUACACACCUAUUACAUCAACAGUUCUAUAAGUCUGCUAAUAAAUGUUAGCAGAAAGCUAUAUUUUAGGUGUAAAUAUUUUUAUUUUUAUUUUUGAAUCACUACUUCUGCCUCAUUUUAUCCUAAAGCGACUCCUUGUUUUCCGAACUUAGAGGUUCAACUUUCCUCUUAGUGCGUUUCUGGACUCUUUCAGGGGCUUUUGUUGAUUGUUCUGUCAUGCUUUGUGGAUUAUUUAUGUUUUAAUGGUGUGUUCAGUUGAACAAGUAAAGGACUGUGUUGCCACGUGAAACUCUGAAGGAUUCUGGUCUCAGGAGGAGCGCAGUUCCCCUCACGAUGUAUUUCUGAACUUCUCUGACGUGAAAUAAAGAAGGAAGUAUGGCCACCACUGUUGCUGUCAGCCCCAGUGAAUACCUCCAGCCCUCCACUGCUUCUACACAACAGGACACCCAGCCGUCUCCUCUGGCCCUGCUGGCUGCCACCUGCAGUAAAAUCGGCCCUCCUGCCGCUCAGGCCCCCGUCACCUCUCCGCCGGCGCAGCCUCAACCCCGCCGGCUCCUUCCCAUAAAGCCGGCCCCCAUAGCCCCGGCUCCUCCCAAAAACGUGGGCUUCCUGUCGGCCAAGGGGAAUGUGAUCCAGCUCCCCGCCGGCCUGGGUUCCAGCGCUCCCGGCAGCCCCAUCGUCCUCACCAUCCAGCAGAGCCCCUCCCGCACCACCACCUCCGGCCCGGCCAACAUCCAGUACCAGGUGGUGCCGCAGAUCCAGGGUCCGCAGACGAUCCAGGUGAUGCCCCAGGGGGGUCAGAUCCAACUCAUUCCAGGCACCAACCAGGCCAUCAUCACCGCUCCCGUGACCGUGCCGGCUCCAGCCGUCGCCUCCGCUCCGGUCACGCCGCAGAAGACGGUAGCCAUCAAGCCGUCCCUGAAGGCCAAAAAGGCCGCCUCGGCGACGGUGCUGCAGCUGCCCGGCGGCCACACCCUUCCGCUCAACGUGGCCACCGGCGAGGUGGGCGUGGCGCCCAUCCUCACAGAGACGCCCGCCUCCCUUCCCGUUCCCGAGAAGGGUCGGCGAGGCCGGAAGAGGAAAGUGGUUCUGCCGGCCGAGCCUCCGCCCCCCGCCCCCACGCAGGCCGCCUCCCCAACCCCAGACCAAAUGGAGACCAUACUGAUCGAAGCCGGGGACAACAUCAUCCAGGCGGGGAACAACCUGCUGAUCGUCCAGAGUCCCGGUCAGCCGGCCGUGGUGCAGCAGGUGCAGCUGGUCCAGCCCAAAGCAGACUCGCAGUUGGUCCAGAUCCCCCAGCAGGCCUUGAAGGUGGUGCAAGCUGCGUCGGCCACGCUGCCCCCCGUCCCACAAAGACAGCCGGUCUCCCCAAGCCUGCAGGGGUCGCCGACAGAGCCGACACCCACACAGAUCAUCUUCAAAACAGCGACGGGCGAGUGGCAGUCCGUCCAGCUGCAGGACUCUGUUUCCACGGCGACCACCCCAGCCAGCUCCGUGGCCCCAGCCGUCACGUCCCCGUCAACCGGCACCAAGAAGCCGGGAGGGAAAAAGGAGAGGACUCUGGCCAAAAUCGCCCCGGCAGGAGGAAUGAUCACCUUCAACGCGUCGCAGCUCCCGUCGGCGGCGCAGGCGGUCCAGACCAUCAGCAUCAACGGGGUCCAAGUUCAGGGGGUUCCUGUCACCAUCACCAACACGGGAGGCCAGCAGCACCUGACGGUCCAGACCAUGCAGGGCGGGGGGCUGCAGCUGGCGCCCUCCCAGGGUCAGUCCGCCAUCCAGGUGGACCAGACCUUCACGCUGGAGCUGCCCAGUCAGCCGGGGGAGAAGAAGCGGCGCAUGGCCUGCACCUGCCCCAACUGCAAAGACGCGGACAAAAGGCCCGGGGAGGUGGGCAAGAGGAGGCACAUCUGUCACGUUCCCGGCUGCGAGAAGACGUUUAGGAAAACCUCGCUGCUCCGAGCUCACGUGCGCUUGCACACGGGGGAGAGGCCCUUCGUCUGCAACUGGGUUUACUGCGGGAAGCGCUUCACGCGCAGCGACGAGCUGCAGAGGCACGCCAGGACGCACACAGGAGACAAGCGCUUCGAGUGCAGCCAGUGUCAGAAACGCUUCAUGAGGAGCGACCACCUGACCAAGCAUUACAAGACUCACAUAAACACCAAGAACCUGUGAGCAGACCAGCUUCCACUGGGACAGAACUGUGUUACAGGGAGGAGGAGCGGAGGGGGCGGAGUCUGUGUGACAAACUCCUAUGGAAGCCCCCGUCUCCCCUCUGCUCCUCCAGGACGCUGCUGUGGUGUACAGACAACGGAUCCGGCGAAGCUCUUCAUCCUUGGUUUCCUUCAGGUUUUCAUGACUGCGUUUAUGUUAAUGAGGGGGCGUGGCUUCACAUGCUGAACUCUGCUUUUUUUAUUUUUUAUUUAUGAUCUUCUGCAAAGGAGGAACUGAAAAACGGAGGCAUCAGCACUCCAGACUUUUCCCAAACUGGUUUGUUUUAGAGGAAAAGAUGAAAACUAUAAAGAAGCAAAAACAACAUUAAAAAGUUGAUCUCAUCAUUUUGCAUUUAUGAAUGAAUUUAGAAUAGAUGCAUUAAAGGAAGAGUCACAGGACGGAAUUUGACCAACUUUUGCACAUUAAUAUCCACCUAGAAACGACACAGUCAUUUGCAAAAACAAAAACAGGGUUUUAUUGUCAGUUUGUUCUUAGAAAAAAGCUCAAAGAUUGGCUUUGAGGGUUCUGAUGGGGCGGGCUCCAGCUCUCCGAAAGAGAUCAACCAAAGCUGGCAGACGGUAAACAUGCAGAUUCAGAUGAUCUAAAAGUAGAUCAGAUGACGACGACAAUGAGUAGCUUAAGGAUCAGAAUCAGACUUUUGUUAGCGGUUGUGGAGCUGAAACUCAGAUGAACUCACAGUUUUACUCCUUUCAUUUUUAAGUGUUUUAAGACCGAUUAUGGAGAUGUGAUCGGAGAAAAAGAAAUUAUGUGAACAUUUACAUCAGUUCUGAUUCUGGGAGGUGCAGUCAAACAGAAUGAACUACUGUGAUCAUAUAAUGUGAUGUCCAGGCAUGUGGAUGCCAGGUCUAUGGAGCUACGAUGGGACCAAUAUUCUUUGAAACCCAAAUAAAACAACUUGAAAAAAUUAUUGGUGUUUGACCCAAAAAAAUUUUAAAAUGUCAGGAAUUUUUUGCUAUUCUAAAAUAAACGUAAUUUUUUUAGCCUCAAAUGUUAGGGUUUUUUUAAAUAUAAAAACAAAAUGUCAAUUUCAAACUUAGUUUUCUGUUUCAAAUCUUUUUUUUUCACUUUUUUUCCGGUUUUGAAUCUAAAAAUUUCAGUUUCAAAACUUUUGGCCCCUUUGCGGCGCGUUUGGGCGGGACUAACACGAAGAGUUAAAAGGUGGAAAAAAGAUUUGAAACUGAAAUAAAAAAGUUUGACAUUGAAAUUUUAAGUUUUGAAACCUAAAAACAGAACAUUUGAAGCUGAAAAUAAUCAACUUUAUUUUAGAAUAACAAAAAAUUUCAGAAAUUUAAUUUAAUUUUUUUUUUGCCAAAGGCCAAUAUUUUUUUCCAGUUGUUUUACUUGGGUUUCAGAUCAUAUUGGCCCCUACAUAGCUCCAUACAGGUCUGAAGAGGUUAAAGGUCAGAAUAAGACUUUUUUUUUUUUUUUUAGCAGUUUUGGAGUUUAAAACGAGAUUAACUCCUUUCAUUUUAAGUCAAAAUGUUGUUUUAAAACCAAGACCUUUAAUGGAAACAUGAUUUGUGAAGAAAAAACAAAAACCUCUCACUCAUCAGUUCCUAAAAAGCUUCAUGUUGAGUUGAAUUCUGGGAAAUGUAGGUUUUAAUGAUCCCGUUUAACAUUUUACUGUGUUCUUGCUGGAGCGGUUUCACAAACCCGACAGGUACUCUUGGUGACUAACGCUGAGUAAACAAACGUUUUCAGUCUUUUGACUUGUGUUGAAUGUUCAUUUACUUUCAGACUGUUUGAGUGAAGCGGCUGAUCUACCUUAAAACAUUCUGGCUUCUUCAGAAACCCUCUUAAGGCCGUCAUCAACGAAAAAGAGAUAAAGCAGAAAAUUUAUGAGGAAACAAAUAAAUAUUUAUGCUUCAAAAAGUCAUAAUUUUACAAGGAAAAAGUCUCUGAAAUAAUAUCUUAUAUUUAGCUUUUAACAUUCUCAAUAGACAAUCGGACCUGCUAAAUUCAUUCAUCUGCUUUUUAUGGAAAUUUACUUUAUUUUCAUGAAAUACAACUUUAUUUUGAAAAAAGCAUGACAUUUUUCCUGUAAAACUACAACUUUUUAAAUCCUAAAUGUACAACUUGAUUCUUUUAUUUGGACUUUUUCUCACAUAUUUUUCUUUUUCUUUUAUGAUGACCUUAAGACAAUGUCGUAAUAACAUAUAUGUAUUUAUUGAUGCUUUUAAUUUGGAAAUUAUUUUUUAGACUGUAUCUUGUAGAAAUAAACUAUUUUCCUUAAAAAAACUUAAGGAAAUUAGUUUGCUUUAAAUUAUGUUUCCCUGCUUUUAUUCUGGAAAACAGAACUGAGUUCUGGUGCAUCAUUUUCUUCUGGUUUAGUUGUACGUUGCCGUACAUACGAGUGUACAUUUUUUAUGACAAUCAUUUCACAAAAUGCAAAAAAAAAGAGGAAAAUCUUUUUUCUUUCUUUUCUUGAAGCUCAGAUUUGGCGUUUCCUCCUGAAAGUGUUUUUAUGUGAAAUCACAGACCAGCAGCUUUGUGCUGUUGUGUUCCUGCAGGUUAUUGUGUAUUUGUUUUAUGUUUUAACAUAAACCCAGCUGAUCUCAUCCAUCCCGUUGAAGAACUGAGAAAGUUCCUCUGGUCAAACUCUCCCUUUCGGCUCUGCAGCUCCCCCUGCUGGUCCAGUUUAGUUUUUCCAUCUCCUUUAUUCGGUUUAUUCUAGAAACUUUUGACCAAAAACACAUUUUUUAAGUGCUUUGCUUCGGUUUCAGCCUAGACGGCUAAUUCUCGUUGUUUAUUUGGGUUAAAGACUGUCUGGAGACGUCAACGGCAUCAGGACGGAUAAACAGAUUCAUAUUUAUGCUUUUCUUGUUUGAAAAUGUAAAUAGUGUGUGUCAGGUGACACAGUGUAUGUAGAAUAAAAGUUAAGCUGCAUAGAUUUCUGGCUGGGCAGCCAGCCUCGAAGGAAAAACCGUGUACAGUUUGUAAGAAAUAAAAUAAAUGUGACAUUGUAUAGCUUCAUUCCUGCUUUCUAUGAGGUGUCUCCACCUUUUUCUAUUGAAUGAAAGAUGCCUUAGACAGCCACACCCAGUAUUUAACAGUAUUUCUCCCAGUCCAAGUGUGGGUAACAUUCGUAAGUUAUGUUUUAAGCUUUUAACUUCCUGAUUGAAACCCGACGUUCCACAGUUUGUAAAAUGAUCAUGUAAUUAGAAAUGUGGGCUGUUUUUUCAUAAAUGAAAGCAUUUCUAAUGCUUGGGUUGUGUGUAAUGAAUGGUUAUGUUAUAUACUGUCAUACCGCCCCCUUGUGUUCAUCAGGAGAAAACCUAAAACCAGCAGCCAAUUUUCUAACUGAUACAAAGGUGCUAGAAUAUGCUUUGCUCCUUUUCUACCAUUACCUCCUCAAUAAAAGACUCAAACCAUU
Messenger RNA from Oryzias melastigma (Indian medaka), 5880 nucleotides. It is a transcript of the gene sp2, whose product is annotated as sp2 transcription factor. Gene Ontology annotation, molecular function: RNA polymerase II cis-regulatory region sequence-specific DNA binding; DNA-binding transcription factor activity, RNA polymerase II-specific. The transcript has 8 exons. The record is from RefSeq and is a predicted model, not a curated record. Lineage: Eukaryota; Metazoa; Chordata; Actinopteri; Beloniformes; Adrianichthyidae. Gene Ontology annotation, biological process: regulation of transcription by RNA polymerase II. The coding region runs from base 651 to 2447 and encodes 598 amino acids.